Molecule: messenger RNA, 3032 nt
Organism: Odobenus rosmarus divergens (Pacific walrus)
Lineage: Eukaryota; Metazoa; Chordata; Mammalia; Carnivora; Odobenidae
Gene: CMTR2
Product: FtsJ methyltransferase domain containing 1
Exons: 1
Coding region: 1-2295 (764 amino acids)
Biological process (GO): 7-methylguanosine mRNA capping
Cellular component (GO): cytoplasm; nucleus
Molecular function (GO): methyltransferase cap1 activity
Source: RefSeq, a predicted model, not a curated record
AUGAGUAAGUGCAGGAAGCCACCACUGGGUUCAAGUCCUGAGACAUUCAGCCCAGAUGUUCUUGCUGACAUUUUUGAACUCUUUGCCAAGAACUUUUCUUAUGGCAAGCCACUUAAUAAUGAGUGGCAGUUACCAGAUCCCAGUGAAAUUUUCACUUGUGACCACACGGAAUUUAAUACAUUGCUUGAUUUGAAGAACUCCCUAAAUGAAGUAAAAAACCUACUGAGUGAUAAGAAAUUGGAUGAGUGGCAUGAACACACUGCUUUCACUAAUAAAGCUGGAAAAAUAAUUUCUCAUGUGAAAAAAUCUGUGAACGCUGAACUUUGUACUCAAGCAUGGUGUAAGUUUCAUGAAAUUUUGUGCAGCUUUCCACUUAUUCCACAGGAAGCUUUUCAGAAUGGAAAACUGAAUUCUCUACACCUUUGUGAAGCUCCUGGAGCUUUUAUAGCUAGUCUCAAUCACUACUUAAAAUCCCAUAGAUUCCCUUGUGAUUGGAGUUGGGUAGCUAAUACUUUGAAUCCAUACCACGAAGCAAAUGACAAUCUUAUGAUGAUUAUGGAUGACCGACUUAUUGCAAAUACCUUGCAUUGGUGGUACUUUGGUCCAGAUAAUACUGGUGAUAUCAUGACCUUGAAAUACCUGACUGGACUUCAGAAUUUCGUAAGUAACAUGGCUACCAUUCACUUGAUCACUGCAGAUGGGAGUUUUGAUUGCCAAGGAAACCCAGGUGAACAAGAAGCUUUAGUCUCUUCUUUGCAUUACUGUGAAGUCGUCACUGCUCUGAUGACUCUUGGAAAUGGUGGCUCUUUUGUUCUGAAGAUGUUUACUUUGUUUGAACAUUGUUCCAUAAACCUGAUGUACCUGCUAAACUGUUCCUUUGACCAAGUCCAUGUUUUUAAACCUGCUACUAGUAAGGCAGGGAACUCAGAAGUCUAUGUGGUUUGUCUCCACUAUAAGGGAAGAGAGGCAGUCCAUCCUCUGUUAUCUAAGAUGGUGCUGAAUUUUGGGAAGGAAAUGACCCAGAAAGCUCUCUUUCCCCAUCAUGUGAUUCCCGAAUCUUUUCUUAAAAGGCAUGAAGAAUGUUGUAUGUUCUUUCAUAAAUACCAACUAGAGACUAUUUCUGAGAACAUUCGUCUGUUUCAGUGCAUGGGAAAAGGGGAACAGACAAAGCUGAAUAAUUUAAGGGACUGUGCUGUUCAAUAUUUCAUGCAAAAGUUUCAGUUGAAGCCUCUUUCCAGAAAUCAUUGGCUAGUGAAAAGAUCUAAUAUUGGUUGUAGUACAAAUACAAAAUGGUUUGGGCAGAGGAGCAGGUAUUUUAAAACCUAUAAUGAAAGGAAAAUGCUGGAAACCCUUUCAUGGAAAGAUAAGGUGGCCAAAGGAUACUUUAAUAGUUGGGCAGAAGAACAUGCUGUGUAUCAUUCUGGGCAAAGUUCUCUCUUAGAAGGGACAGCUUCCAAUCUUGAGUAUCACUUAUGGCAUAUUUUAGAGGGAAAGAAACUGCCAAAGGUAAAGUGUUCUCCUUUCUGUGAUGGUGAAAUUUUAAAGACUCUUAAUGAAGCAAUUGAAAAGUCAUUAGGAGGAGCCUUGAAUUUGGAUUCCAAGUUCUGGCCCAAACAGCAGUAUUACUGUUCUUGUCACAUUUUUACUGAAGAAUUGAUAUUUUCUGAGUUGUUUAGCCUUACCAGGUGCCUUCAGGAUGAACAGGUGGUAGAACCCAGCAACCAAAUAAAGUGCCUGCUUGUGGGCUUUUCAACCCUCCGUGAUAUCAAAACACAUAUACCACUGGAAGUCCUGGAAUCAGCUGAACUCAUGACUUUCAGCUGUUCGUUGCUUCAUGAUGGAGACCCGAUUUACCAGCAACUGUUUCUGGACUGCCUUCUACAUUCAUUGCAGCAGCUUCAUACAGGAGAUGUUAUGAUUUUGCCUGUACUUUCUUGUUUUACAAGAUUUAUGGCUGGUUUGAUUUUUGUACUCCACAGCUGUUUUAGAUUCAUCACAUUUUCUUGUCCCACUUCUUCUGAGCCCCUGAAGACCUGUGCAGUCCUGCUGUGUGUUGGUUAUCAGGACCUUCCAAAUCCGGUUUUCCAGUAUCUGCAGAAUGUGAAUGAAUUGUUGAGCUCUUUGCUUAAAUCCAACGCACCCCAGCAGGUUUUACAGUUUGUGCCAAUGGAGGUGCUCCUGAAGGGGGCAUUACUUGAUUUUUUGUGGGAUUUGAAUGCUACCAUUGCUAAAAGGCAUUUGCAUGUAAUUAUUCAAGGAGAGAGAGAAGAAAUCAUCAGCAGCCUUCAGCUAUGACGUUGAACUUGUCCUUUCUGAGAUUUAACUUUAUGGCUUCUUACAGUUUCCAUUGUUAUUUCAGCCCUUUGCUAUUUAAAACCUUUCAUUUGGGGGAAAGGCCAACUUUUGCAUCAUUGACAGUCUCAUUAUUUCGGGAAAACCACCAGUUAGUUCUGAUCUCAUAUAUAUGCCCGUAGGCAUAAGAGUUUUCCACGUGGCGCAAUCUAUGCAGUGAUCAUAUUCAACCUCAAAUAUGAGAUGUGCAUAUACUUUGGGAUGGACACACACAUUCUUAUUUAAGCAGUUUCCUUGGUCUUAUUUUUCUGUUUGAAGAUUUGCAUCCAUGUGCCUUCCUUCAGAUUAGAUUUUUUUCCCAACUAAUUUCCUUAGUGGCUAAUGCUGUUAAUAAAUCGAGAGAGGUCUUUGAUGAAAGGAGGUGGGCCACUCCUCAGCAACGCUUGUUUUCUUUAACACUGACCACGUCAAUUAUGGAUUCGGGGAACUCUUCUUGCCAGAUGCUCAGUAUGUGCCGUUCCUUGCCUUUAGGCCAUUGACCCAAUUUACUUGUGUGGUUCAAAUGAAGUUAUGUGCUGUUUUAUGAAUAUUUUAAUGACCACAGCCAUCCAGCCAGAAAGGAUAUCAGGACAGCUUCAAACCAAAGAUCAUGUUUAAAACAAUGAAAAAUCACUGUGUCUGGGACACACCUGUAUCAUGAAAAACUUCAUUUAGCAAUGGUGUAGUAAUCUUUAUAACUU